Molecule: messenger RNA, 666 nt
Organism: Penicillium lagena
Lineage: Eukaryota; Fungi; Ascomycota; Eurotiomycetes; Eurotiales; Aspergillaceae
Exons: 1
Coding region: 1-666 (221 amino acids)
Source: RefSeq, a predicted model, not a curated record
AUGUCCCCGACAGCUUGCGAAGAGACUAUGUCACAGGAAAAAAAGCUGGAGACCAAGAUAUUUUCCCUUUAUCGCUCGAUCUGGUUUGGCAUCUACCGAGUCCAUGACAGGCACGGCCCGACUCAUGUGAAUCGUCUAGCAGAGCUCUUCGCCGGCGCAGGAAUGUCUUCAUUUGGUAAUAAGCCCGAAGAGAAACUCGACGACCACCACGGCAAUACCAGAUACAAACUGGGGGAUCUUCGCGUUCUCCAGCCUCUGCACAAAGCCCUGACCAAUGCUGGGCCUGGGAGCUUAAAGUUGUUCGAUGGAUUAUCAGUCGCUUCGCUGGAAACAGUGAUUGAGCUCCUUCAGUGCUAUGUGAAUGAGAUCGCUAGUGUGAAUACUCUCUAUCAACUACUUCGUGGGCUCCAGGUGGGGUUCCGAAUGCCAACGAAGGAUGACGAAAAGGCUGUUCUGGAGCAAUUUGUCCCCGUGGCGGAUGAUUUCGCGAGACGAAUUCUACAUCUAGAUGCGAGACUGGAUGUUCUUGUUUCCGAAUUGGAGGAUGAGUUUUGGAAUAAGUAUGGGCCGGUCGAUGGGCGGCAUGGAUGGCUUGUGCACGACGUGCUCUUUCCUCCGAUAGAAACCCAAAAAUUUCGGAAAUCGUCAAAAAUGCGAUUCCGCUAG